GUCAGCACAGUGUUGCAGGAUAAGCGAGUAUCGCCUCCCACUCGAGCAAGCGGCGCGCGCGCAACGCCUCACUCCGAUCACAGGUCCGAGUGGCGUGGCCGCACCGCCGCCGUGCGAACUGCUACCAGUCAGUGAAGUGCUAGUACAGUGUGGACUUUCAGUUGUGAUAUUGUGAUACUCAGAUGCCAGAGUAGCGAGCGCCAUGUCGCGGGACACGUACGAGAUGAAGCCGAAGCUGUCUCGAGGCAGUUCCCUCUUCGGCACGGAUCCUCAAGUGCAGUUGAGGACAGCCCUGUUGGCCAAUGAUUUUGCAACUUUUAAAAAACUCGUCAGUUACGGUACCGUGGACCUCGAGCAUGUGUAUCAAUACCCGGAUUACAAAACAGUUCUGGAGAUAGCAGUGUCCGAACCGAACAAACAAAAUUUCGUCAAGCUUCUACUGCAACAUGAAGUGGAGGUCAAUAAAGUGAAUGAAACACACACCAUGGCUCCCAUACACUUCGCGGUUGAAAACGCAAACAUCGAAGCAUUGCGGCUACUGCUGGAGGACGACAGGAUCGACGUGAAUAUCAAGAGUAAAGGUAAUAACACGGCCUUACUAUUGGCCAUCAAGGGCAUUGAGGAUCUGGAUGACGACCGAGAACGUGACUUGACUACCUACGAAGAAAUGGUCGAGCUGUUGCUGAAGGCGGGUUGCAGUGCUAAUAGUCCCGAUUCGCAUGGUGUAACUCCGGUGCAUUCUGCUGCUAAACAAGGUCUCGGACGAGUGGUUUCUUUAAUAUUGGACUAUUCUAAAGAACCUGUUGACUUAGAUUCGUACAAAGAUAGGACAGGAAGGACAGCGCGUUAUUAUCUCGAACAAGCAUUCCCUCAUUUGGUGGCCCAGUUCGAAACUCCGGAAGUAGAAGAAAUUAAUGUCGACAAAUUAUUUUCGUAUCUUAAUAGAAAAGAAGAAGAUAAUUUUGUCCGUGAUUUUACAAAACUAGUUAAGAAAAAUGAGCAUCGCACAGCAUUGGCAGCUAACAACGGAAGUAACACAAUGCUGCAGUUGGCUACUGAGUCGGGAAUGUAUAGAGCAGUUGGGACGCUGCUCCUCUCUGGAGCAGAUCCAAACGCUACAUGUUCUGGUAACACCAGAAGGCCUAUAGGCAUAGCUUGCCAACAUGGCCAUUAUAAAAUCCUUAAGAUGUUUAUCGACAACGAAUCAACUUUAUUCGAUCCAGUGAAUGGAGAAUCUCUCCUACAAAUAGCUGUGAAAGGUAUGCGAUCUUAUUCCGAUACACCAAAAGAAAACUUUAAUGAGUGUCUAAAACUAUUAUUGACAGACGUUAAAGUUAAUAUAAACAUCAAUCAUCCCGAUAUUAAAGACAACACAGCAUUGCACUACGCUGCUAGGAACGGUGAUCAAGAAACAGUUUUAGAGCUGUUGAGAAAUGGAGCCUGCGUGGGCUUGCGGAACGUAUUCAAUGAACCACCCCUGGCAGACAUUAACGCCAAAACAUUAGAAACAUAUUUGGACGAAUGUGUUACGACCAAUGACCAACGACCGAGCGACGACGAUUACGAGAUACAUAUGAAAUAUAGUUUUCUUGUUUAUCCCAACAAUUCGCUGGAAAACGAGAUUUGCAAGGUGCCUCUAAUGGAUAAUUCUAGUACUAACGAGAAAGAGUUGGAUUGCCUCUUAGCGCCUGAAACAGAUGCUUUGCUAUACAUGACAAGGAACGAAGAUCUGCGCCCACUACUAAAACAUCCAGUUAUCACUAGUUUCUUAUAUCUAAAAUGGCAAAGAAUAAGUUGCCUGUUCUACGCCAAUAUAACGUUCUACUCAAUUUUUUGGUUGUGCUUGAUCCUGUACAUAAUGUUCGGAUACGUAGAGAAGAAGCAACCGAACCGAUCCUUGGAAGCGUUAAAUGUGAUCACUCACAUUGUGGCAAUAAUUGGUUUGAUACUGUUAAUAUUUCGGGAACUGUUCCAACUACUUGUGGCGCCGACACGAUAUUUACAAAGUUUGGAGAAUUGGAUGGAAAUAGUUCUGAUAUUUGUGACCGCACUUGUAGUAGGGAACGACGCAGCAGCCGAGUCUACUAAACAACAAUUGUCCUCAGUGGCUAUACUGCUAUCAUCCGCCGAGCUAGUUCUGCUGAUUGGUCAGUUCCCUACUCUAUCGACGAAUAUAGUUAUGUUGAAAACAGUGUCAUGGAACUUCUUCAAAUUUCUGCUCUGGUAUUGUAUCUUGAUAAUAGCUUUUGCUUUGAGCUUUUACACAUUAUUCCGCCAUGAACCGGAAGACGAGGACCAGAAAGCGCCGAAUCCAAAUAGUACAGGAAAGGAGGAGGAAGAAGAAGAGGAUUUCUUCGAGGAUCCAGGGAGGUCGUUGUUCAAGACGAUAGUCAUGUUGACGGGAGAAUUCGACGCCGGAUCUAUUAAAUUCAGUACAUUCCCAGUAACGAGUCACUUUAUAUUUAUUGUAUUUGUGUUUAUGAUCCCAAUUGUAUUAUUUAAUUUACUCAACGGUUUAGCUGUAAGCGAUACUCAAGAAAUCAGAGCCGACGCCGAACUAGUGGGGCACAUUUCUCGGGUUAAACUAAUAUCGUACUUUGAGAGCGUACUCAUCGGCAGCGCUAAGUCCUACGGCAAGCCCAGCACUUGCUGGUCGUGGAUGCCGGCCAGCUUCAGUAGUCUAAACAUCAUAAAGCCUAAAAUGUUUUGCAUGAAACCGUUCGCUAAACGAAUUAGUUUAUUCCCACACUUUUUACCAAAAUACCGGAUUCUUGUGAAACCGAACCAGGACAACAAGAUCGAGAUCCCUCACGCGGAGCCGCUGAAGUAUGGCGACGAUUCUGAAGACAUCGAGAGCGGCGGGGGAGGCUGCUGCUUCGAACGUUGUCAGAAUUACAGACUCGACCCGAAAAUUGUGAAGAACGCUAAACUGGUUGUGAGUAAGAAAACGCACAUUACGGAAUUUGACGAAAUUAAAAAUAGAAUAGAAGAUCUUGAGUUGACUCUGAAGAAGGUUCUACAAGCUGUACAGUCUUCUCACAAGUGAUAAUGUUACAAUGCGAUUUUUGUAUUUCUUUUAUAAUAUUAUUAAUUCUUUUUAACAAAUAUUUAUAAGACAUGUCUGGACGAUUAUAUAAUGUUUUAACGUUUUAA
Spodoptera frugiperda (fall armyworm) is the source of this 3153-nucleotide messenger RNA. RefSeq names its product transient receptor potential cation channel protein painless (gene pain). Lineage: Eukaryota; Metazoa; Arthropoda; Insecta; Lepidoptera; Noctuidae. The transcript has 2 exons. Gene Ontology annotation, biological process: monoatomic ion transport; transmembrane transport. Gene Ontology annotation, molecular function: monoatomic ion channel activity; protein binding. The coding region runs from base 203 to 3046 and encodes 947 amino acids. The record is from RefSeq and is a predicted model, not a curated record. Gene Ontology annotation, cellular component: membrane.